AUGAACACCAAGGUUGCUCAUAUUUUUGCCGCUCUCCUUACAGCCCUUCUUCUCCUCAUUCCCGUUGGCUUUCAUGGCUUUGAUUGCUCUGGCUACAUUUUCAGCGCCGAAUGUGGAGGCAUAAGUUACUUGCAAAUUCUCGGAAAGCUAACAUUAACUGCAGGUGUCUUUGCAUGUAUGGCUGCUCUUUUUAUUGCCAUCUCCAUAUCUUGUCACACCAAAUGGCUUAAUCGUGUAAUCAUUUCGGUUGUCUCUCUAUCCACCAUCUUUUCUGCAACAACAAUUUUCCUCUACUACACCAAUACCAAGGCCUGGUCUCCAUUCAUGGCAUCAAUGGCAAUGACCAUCUCUAUUGUCCACACAGCAAUCCUGCUCAUUGACUUCCUCUCCAAUCUCAUCAAGUCCAGCUGA
Messenger RNA from Hydatigera taeniaeformis, 411 nucleotides. Lineage: Eukaryota; Metazoa; Platyhelminthes; Cestoda; Cyclophyllidea; Taeniidae. The record is from the annotation of a GenBank genome assembly.